AGAGAUGUCUCUGGUGGAACUUUUGCUCUGGUGGGACUGUUUUUCUAGAACUGGUGUUGUGGUGUCCCUGGAAGUGUCAGAGAGCCCUGGGAGUAUCCAGGUGGCCCGAGGUCAGACAGCAGUCCUACCCUGCACUUUCUCUACCAGUGCUGCCCUCAUUAACCUCAAUGUCAUUUGGAUGGUCAUUCCUCUCUCCAAUGCUAACCAACCUGAACAGGUCAUUCUGUAUCAGGGUGGACAGAUGUUUGAUGGUGCCCCCCGGUUCCAUGGUAGGGUAGGAUUUAUAGGCACCAUGCCAGCCACCAAUGUCUCCAUCUUCAUUAAUAACACUCAGCUCUCAGAUACAGGCACCUACCAGUGUUUGGUCAACAACCUUCCAGACAGAGGGGGCAGGAAUAUUGGGGUCACUGGCCUCACAGUGUUAGUUCCUCCUUCUGUCCCACACUGCCAAAUCCAAGGAUCCCAGGAUAUCGGCAGUGACGUCAUCCUACUUUGUAGCUCAGAGGAAGGCAUUCCUCGGCCAACUUACCUGUGGGAGAAGUUAGACAAUACUCUCAAGCUACCUCCAACAGCCACUCAGGACCAGGUCCAGGGUACAGUCACUAUCCGGAACAUCAGUGCUCUCUCUUCAGGUUUGUAUCAGUGCGUGGCUUCUAACGCCAUUGGAACCAGCACCUGUCUUUUGGAUCUGCAGGUUAUCUCACCCCAGCCCAGGAGCAUUGGACUAAUAGCUGGAGCCAUUGGCACUGGUGCAGUUAUUAUCAUUUUUUGCAUUGCACUGAUUUUAGGGGCAUUCUUUUAUUGGAGAAGCAAACAUAAAGAGGAGGAGGAAGAAGAAAUUCCUAAUGAAAUAAGAGAGGAUGAUCUUCCACCUAAAUGCUCUUCUGCCAAAGCAUUUCAUACAGAGAUAUCCUCCUCAGAGAACAACACGCUGACCUCUUCUAACACCUACAACAGUCGAUACUGGAGCAACAAUCCAAAAGUUCAUAGAAACACGGAGUCAUUCAACCACUUCAGUGACUUGCGCCAGUCUUUCUCCCUUUACUCAGGCAAUGCCAACAUCCCCUCUAUCUAUGCUAAUGGGAACCAUCUGGUGCCGGGUUCACAUAAGACUCUGGUAGUGACAGCCAACAGAGGGUCUUCACCGCAGAUCAUGUCCAGGAACAAUGGUUCAGUCAGCAGGAAGCCUCGGCCUCAGCACACACACUCCUACACCAUCAGCCAAGCAACAUUGGAGCGAAUUGGUGCAGUUCCUGUCAUGGUGCCAGCCCAGAGUCGGGCAGGGUCCCUUGUAUAGGACAUGAAGAGAGGUUGUGUUCAGAAAAAAAUAAAUGGGAUGCCUCCAUACAAGGGGAAGGGUAGGUUGGGUGAGUGCUGGGAAAGAUAGACUUUCCUUAUGAUUAUAUUAGACAAAAGCACAAAGAGGAAGACAGUGCUGUUACUGGCCACUAAGAUGUGUACAGUGGACUGGAAUGCUCCAUCGUGAAGCCUUGUCUCCCCACAACAGAUGUCCUGGGAUUCUUUUCAAAAAGCUGCAUCUCAAAGAUGUGCCAAGCCAAGGAGAAAUAUAAGAGCAGAAUGGCACUUAAAACUCAAAACUACAGUCCAGAUGGGCUUGUUCUUUAAUUCAUGCCUAACUUAAUAAUUUCAAGAGAUUAAAGUGCCAGAUGGAAUUU
Molecule: messenger RNA, 1676 nt
Organism: Marmota flaviventris (yellow-bellied marmot)
Lineage: Eukaryota; Metazoa; Chordata; Mammalia; Rodentia; Sciuridae
Gene: Igsf11
Product: immunoglobulin superfamily member 11
Cellular component (GO): cell-cell junction
Source: RefSeq, a predicted model, not a curated record